Molecule: messenger RNA, 1158 nt
Organism: Impatiens glandulifera
Lineage: Eukaryota; Viridiplantae; Streptophyta; Magnoliopsida; Ericales; Balsaminaceae
Product: bifunctional bis(5'-adenosyl)-triphosphatase/adenylylsulfatase FHIT
Exons: 5
Coding region: 122-598 (158 amino acids)
Molecular function (GO): catalytic activity
Source: RefSeq, a predicted model, not a curated record
UCCCAGCAAAAAAUAUUUGGAUUGUAAAGCGCAAUUCUCUCCGGCGACUCCGAUAGGCCUCCAUUUCCAGUAUCCGUCCACCUUCAACUCAAACUCCGGUACCGGCUCCGGUUCCGGCUCGAUGGAUUUGGAAUUCUACAUGUUUGGACCUUACAAGAUCCACAAGGAUGAAGUCUUCUAUCUAUCCGAUCUUUCUUACGCCAUGGUCAAUCUUCGCCCUGUUGUUCCUGGUAAUGUUCUCGUCUGUCCAAGGCGUGAUGUAAAGCGCUAUUCCGAUCUCACUAAUGACGAGAUAAUUGAUCUAUGGCUUAUUGCAAAGAAGAUUGGAAUGAUGCUUGAGGACUACCACAAAGCAACAUCCUUGACCUUCACAAUCCAAGAUGGUCCACAGGCAGGACAGACGGUUCCUCAUGUUCACAUUCACAUCCUUCCCAGGAAAACUGACGACUUUGGGAGAAACGAUGAUGUAUAUGAUGCUAUUGAUGAUGAGGAGAAGGAAUUGAAGCAGAAGCUUGACUUGGAUCAGGAAAGGAAAGACAGGACUCUAGAGGAGAUGACUCGAGAAGCAGGUGAAUAUAGGACACGUCUCUCCCACUAGAUAGAUUUAGACCAUUCAUGUGGUUGGAUCACUUGCCUUGAAUAUGGAGAAUACAUUUUUCCUUAGAUGUGACUAAAAGACUUGUUUCAAUUGAAUAUUUGGUGCAAGUUUAGUGGGUGAUAACCAAGCCCUUGUUUGAUUUAGGGUUAUUUGAAUAAUCAAGUGGUUGUUUUGUUUCCUAACUUUGUUUGAUGAAGAUUAUUAAGGGUAUCAAUCUUUUUAUAUAUAAAAAUGUAUUUGAAUUCAAUCUGAAGCAACCCAUAUAAAAAUAAGGUCAAAACAAGGUCUAUAAAGACUUUUACUUUUGUUUAUAGAUCAAGAAAUGUUUAAAAACUAAACACAGUGACACACAUACAUACUAUUGAUAAGUUUAUGUAUUGAAGCAAAAGUUAAGAAAACAUGUUUCUUGAAGAAGUCCUUUCCAGCUAGCAAAAUAAGUUGUGUAUAAGUAAUGAUUAGAAAACAUUACAAUCCCUGCCCAUUUAGAUUAGGUCAAUUUAUGGGGGACUGAAUGCUAAUCUCAAAAUGGGUUACAAUUAUUGUAUGUUAAAAUAAGAAGA